Molecule: messenger RNA, 153 nt
Organism: Metschnikowia bicuspidata var. bicuspidata NRRL YB-4993
Lineage: Eukaryota; Fungi; Ascomycota; Pichiomycetes; Serinales; Metschnikowiaceae
Exons: 1
Coding region: 1-153 (50 amino acids)
Source: RefSeq, a predicted model, not a curated record
AUGUUCGGCGGACCAGGUGCUCAACCCUCUGAGGAGCAAAAGAAAUUGCAGGAACAAUAUGCGUACAGCACUUUGCAAACUGCUGGCUUGAUGGCUGGUGCCUUGUGGAUCACUCCAAUCAUUUUCCACUUCGUCAAGAAACAGCUCUCAUAG